This is a messenger RNA of Sparassis crispa, 3228 nucleotides long. RefSeq lists its product as hypothetical. The record is from RefSeq and is a predicted model, not a curated record. The coding region runs from base 1 to 3228 and encodes 1075 amino acids. The transcript is spliced from 5 exons. NCBI's taxonomy places the organism in Eukaryota, Fungi, Basidiomycota, Agaricomycetes, Polyporales, Sparassidaceae.
AUGGAGAACAUGCUUGGGAAAAUGCGAGACGAAGGUACAACCCUGCUUUCAGACACCUCUGAAGAUGUCCGCCAAAAAGAGCGUCCGCUACCCAGUUCUCCAUCCAGAGGGAAAGGUUUCCAGAACUUCGGAAAUAGCUUCGACGUGGGUAGCAAGCGCAGCUCUCAGACUCGGCGUGGUGCAUCGGCCAAACCGCGUCAGGAGGAAGACGUCGUGGAGAUCUUGGACGAAGAGUCUGGUGCAGACGAAUUGCUCUUACGUCCGGUCAAGCAGAAGGCUGCCAAGGGGAAGGACAUUGACGAAGAAGGUGUUGUCGUUAAAGGAGAGUUCCACCGCUAUCACCCCGAUUACCCCAAGAAGAAGCUUCCCGACUUCAAGAAGAAGAAGAAGACGGAUGAGGGCGGAUCGGGCGCUGGAACGUCUAAACCUGUUGCUCCCUCUGGAGUAAUAGCGUCACAGGCUAGUACUGAGAAAGUGCGAGCGCCUUCACGUCCACCAACACCUCCCUUACCUCGUCCUCCUCCACGGAAGGACAAGUCAUCGCGCCUUACCCCUAAACCUCUUCAGGAACUAGCCGACGGGACUCUCGAUUCCCCAACAACCAGCUCCUCCUCGAGUCUACAGGCAAAGGAGCCCCGGCGAAAUCCGGCACCGCUCCGGGACAUAACGUCCAACAAGCGUCGUUCUGACUCUCCCGUUCUCGUGCACUCCAGUGAAGACAAGGAUGAGACUGACACGCCGCGGCCAUCUCGUCCGAGACCUAGGCCUGCGUACAAAGUCAAGGAGGGCCAGGCUAAAGAGACGAAAGCCCAGGAGCCGCAAGUCUUCCCCCUAAUGUCUCCUCUGUCUUCCGAUAAGGGGAAAGGAAGGGAUUUCGGUGAUCGAGACGCGACCGCUAGUGUCAAGAAAUUUCCCCUUCCUCCUCCACUCACAGAUGAGAAUGAAUCUCAAACUAAGUCAAAAUCGAAGGCCAAAGGAAUGGGAAAGGAGCAGACAAAUCCUAUCACAGCGCUAUCACCACUGUCGACCCCGGUUGCGCAUAGCCGAAUCACAAAAUCAAGGUCACAGCAAGUCAUGCAAGAUUUCCCUGCUAUGUCACCUCUCUCAUCUCCUGCGACGAAACAAGAGUCUCAACCUAGACGCACUAGGGUUGCCACCUCUUCUUGGUCAAGCAUGAAGUCCAAACGCAAUUGCAGAACCAUCCUUACUUCUACUGACGAUUCUGACUCUAACCCCGACGAUAACUCUGAAGAAGACGGUUUAUCGCACAAGUGUGCUCCCUUUCCCAUGCAGACGCAGUUACUGGAGAGUAUCGGCCGUUCCCCUACCGCCAACCAUGCGUACGUGGACGGUAGUGACGAAGCAGACGAAGAGGAGGCCCGGCGUCACAGGAAGAAGAUGCGAGAGAAUCCUGAUCUCAUAUUGGCAGAGCUUAUGCGAUCCGACGACAUGUCUGACGAUGAUGAUUCUUUCUUCCUGGAUCCAAACGUGGACCCUGCCUCCUUAUGCCCAUGGUGCGACGAGAAGCUCCCUCCGGUACCUACACCCCAUCUUUCGGCAAUGAUAACCACUGCCCGCCAUGCAUCCUCACCUGACGCACGCCCAACGAAUCCGCUCGGCCUGCGUGCCCCCCUCGGUGCAUUCGUCGCGGUGUGCCAGCGCCACCGCUUCGAAAGCCACCACGUUCCGCUCGCGCAGCAAAAGGGCUGGCCGAUGGAGAUUACCUGGGAGCUCAUUAACGCGCGGGUGGAGGCGCAGAGAGCGCGUCUCCAGAAGAUCGUCCAGGACGUCGACGAACGGUUCUUGCCUGGCGCGCCGAGGGUCGACGGCGACGAAGACGAGAACGGCGACGAGGAGUUGCCUAGUAGGUCGAGGAUGAACAGUGUCUUCUGGAAGGAUGUCGUGAAGAGCGUCAGGAUGAAGGGUUCACGGCAGACUGCCGGCGUACGCGGCCAAUUCGCAAGCUUCAGCAAGACUCAGCCCGGCUACUACGGGGAACUGGGAUACUUUAUCAUCCACCAGACGAUAUAUAACUUGUUCCCGCCCACGUCGUUCGACCCCGACUCGGCGCUCCCACUCACGCCAACGGACUUCAUCCAGCUCAUCCUGGUUCCCGAGGCUGCGGUGGAGCUCAUCAUGGAGGACAUGAACCAGAGCCGGACUGACGCCAUCGAGACGCUGCGCGAGAGUGCAGAAUAUGGUGUAGCCAUGUUCCCCGAUGACCAUUCCGACGGUGCUGCCGCAGUGGAGGCUGGCGACCAGCUGGUUAUGGAGAGAGCAAUGGCAAGAAGGAAGGAACUAGAGGAGGAGGAACGACUGGAAGACGAGUUGUGGAAGGCUCGAGAAGGGAGUGAGAACAACAAGAAAGGAAAGACCCGAGGGAGGGCGAAGGGGAAGGCGAGGGCGAAGGAGAGCGAAGCUGGUGAGCAGGAUCUGGCCGGUUAUGAUGACGAUGGGAAUGCGAAGAAAGGGUGCCGGAAGAGGUCGAGGAUGACCCGUGGGCAGUCCUCCGGCGAUAGGUCAGAGAAGGACUUGGACGUGAUCAUGCUAACUGACAGUGCCGACUCGUGCUCGGAGAAACAAGUCAAGGCUACCUCCAAGAGGGGCCGUUCCAAUGGCUCAAAAUUCAAGUGCAGAACGGACCGUGGAAUGGGAUCGUCAGAUGCGGAUAUGAAUGUUGAUACUGACGGUCCAGUCGAUAGCUCUAAUCCUCAAGCGAGGCCAAGACCGAGACCAAGACCGAGGGCGCGCGAACCGGAUACACAUCUAGACAAAGGAGAGGAGAGUGAGAAUAUACAUUCAAGCCAGGAAAUAUUGCGGCCUGUUACUCGAGGCCAUAGAGGCAAGACUCAUAUACCACCUGCAAAAGACGAGGUCAUCGACAUAGACGCGACACCAAAACCAAAGAAGCGGAGUCGCAGCCCCUCAGAACCGCGUACCACUAGGGACGAGGACAAAGCGAAACAUUCCCUUUUCCCCUUGCAGGCAGCCAGAGACAGGCUAAAAGGGACUAAACGACCAAACAGAAGAGACGAAGCAGACUUAGAGAUGUGGUCACGUCAAAUGACGGAUCCUGCUACGAGCACUGAUGAGUCUGCGUAUUCUGAUACAUCGGUGGCUUCCAAGUAUUCACACCAUCCCACUCGCCACAGUCCAAAGCCUGCAGAGGACAAUUACCACUGGCUGCUGAGCGACCCCUCCACUCCAUCGACGUCACAAUCUCGUUAG